AAUCUAAUCAAAAUACUCAGGAAAACAUGGAAAAACAGUGAAAUUUUACUAUUUGAGAGAUUUUAUUAUGCAUUUACAAUAUUGUCAAUUUGAAACUAAAGCGAACUAUCAAAGUCAUAUGAGGAAAUACUAUUUGCAAUGCAAAGUAGGUGAACUGUUUUCAGUACCUAUUCAUAUUGUUUUGAAUGACGUGUAAUGUUUCCAACGGCAGACGCUGAAGAAAUUUCACAGGUCACGUCAUUAAAUAGGAACUUGAGUCCUUCUAGAGAUGUGUGCGAUUCUCCUGGACACAGUCAAACGGCGAAACCAAAUAAUAACCGGGAGUUAACCCUCAACAUGUUGAUCAAGGAAGUGGUGUUCUGUAUAGCUCUCGCUCUUACCACAUACGGAGCUCUCCAUAAUACGCCAACAAAGAUUUCAAAGCAUCCACAAGCAGUAAAGUUCUUUGGUCCUCAUUCUUUAGUAACAGACUGGUAUCGAGGGCAGCUGAGCAGUGCCCUGGUGUUUGUCAAUAAUGCUGAUGUCUCAUUUGUCAUGUACUAUGCCCCGUGGGAUGCAGAAUCACAGUAUGUUAGGGAUGAAUUUGAUAAAGCAGCCACUGUACUCAGUCAUCGGGUUCAUUUCUCUGCUAUUAACUGUUGGAACCCAGGCAGUGAGUGCAGACUGCAGCACAACAAGAUACCUUCAUGGCCCAUUCUAAUGGUCUACACUAUUAACUCAAGAGGAGUUCUUUAUAAGGGCCCUAGAGAUGCUCAUAGUAUGGUAAAAUUUUUGGAACUAAUAACAAGACCAUUGGAAAGGGUAUCCUCUACAGAAGAUCUUGUGAACUUACUAUCAAUCUGUGAUGCCGUAGCUGUAGGGUACACUCCUCUGAGUGACACAUCAAAGUAUUAUAGCGUAUGGUACCAAGUCGCCCUCAAAUCUCGAGAGUUCGACGUUAUGGGGGAAAUAUGUUUUGCUGUGGUGACGUCAGAGGAUCUCGCUGCCGACUUGGGCGUCGAAACUGUACCUAGUGCUCGCCUCAUGCUGUGGAAUGAUACCAAGGAAUACAAAGUGGGGGGUGAAAGCCAGCAAGGCUGGAACGAGUCAUCGCUGAUCCCCUGGAUCCUGGAUAACUUCACGCAGCCGGUCUCGCGGAUCAUGCCCAUGUGGAGGAAAGCAUUCAGCUUCGAGCGGUUCAUCGACGGAAACCCAAUGCUUAUGCUGUUCACACCGCUCAACCCUCUACAUCAGCAAAUACCUUCGUAUGACUUGUUACGCGAAAUAGCAAUGGAAUAUAACAACUGCAAGAAUAAUGAAACAAGCCAAUGGACCAUGGAACUAAUGAAAUUACAACAAGUUCAAAGACUUUUAUAUGAACAGAAAGAUUUUGAUAAGUUCUGCCAAGAUUACAAGUUCAAACCGCCUUUGAGGAAGAGGAGUAAAUAUUACAAAAGAGCUGUUGUCUCGCAGAAUAAUAAAUAUCCUUGGAGCAACACUACUCAUAAGAAUCAGAAAAGUGGGUUGUUCAAUUUUCUGGUCAAACGAGGGCUGAUUAUUUCAAAGUUGAUGGAGAAUUCGGAAGAUAACUCGGAGUUGUUGGCUUCUCUGGGGUUAUUGCAAGAAUGCAGUACCAGGGAAUUGCCCGCGGAGAAGAGUUUCUACGAGAAUCAAGAGCAAUGCCAGUCUUACGAAGAAAGCUUUGAUUUUGAACAAGACGUAAAAAGGUAUUGGGGAGACUCGGAAACAUCGAUGCUGCCUUUCGAAGAUGACCCGUUAGGCUCCGAAAACCUGAUACAAGAUAGUGUGAAACAUUUUUGUAAAUUGAUGAUGUUUGCCAAAGAAUGGGGUCCGACAGCGAUCCCUGAGAAAGUUGACAACAACAAUUUGCCCAAAAUCCACGGGCUGGCGUGUGCCUCGAACUUCAGUUUAAACAUGAUUGCUGUCGACAGCGUGCAGAACUAUCAUUUCGCCGAAUCUCUGGGUAUUGAUAUUAGCAAUCGAAAAGAUAGAACUGCAGUUGUAAUAUUGGAUCCUAAGCACGAAAGCCAGUACGUUUUAUCGGGGCCGUACAGUGCGAGAACUCUUCGACAAUUCAUCGCUAACUUCACCAAUAAGAGCUUAAAGCGGUCACUACGAACACAUGUGGAAGAUGCGGCACAUACACACUACUUCGGCUCAGAAGGCAAGACUGAACAGAUGGGUAUCAACGAGAGUAGCAUACAAAUCCUGGAGCUUACUACAAGGACGUUUAAGAGAGUCGUCAGAACGCCAGGGAAGGUGACAAUAGUAGCAGUGUGCGGCGGGGCAUGCGACGCGCACACGAGCCGCUCCCUGGCGGAGGCGGCGCGGCUGCUGACGUCCUGCGGCGUGGCCACGCAGCCGGCGAGGCUGGACGCGCUGCGCCACGACCUGCCCUGGCACUACACCGUCGCUAACUACCCCACAAUCCUAGUGUUCGCCGCGCCACACGACGACGCGCGCGACAGCCGCGCGUACCCUAUGGGCGCGCGCGUGUCGGGCGCCGGGCUGGCGGCGCUGGCGCUGCGCUCGCUGGCCGCGCCGCACCACCUGCGGGGGCGGCUCGCGCUCUGCACGCGGGCCAAGUUUAGUACAGAAAAGAAGUCGUGCCUGAAAGACUUGAGGGAGCAUUUGACGACCGUCAUAGGCAGGACCCUCAAGUACUGGCGCCGUACGGAAGACAAGCAGCUUCGAGACGCCUUCCUUAAAAGACUGCAGUAUUUACACCAAGUCUCCCUUGACCUCAGCUUACUCCAUAUAUCGGACCUCACCGAGCACAGCAAGAAGCAAAAUACCCUACUAGUAUCCCUCACCACUCUAUCCAAAAACUGGGACAUAGAUACAUCGAUUUUAAAAAAUAUCUCAGUCACAGUACGUAGUUGAUAUUAACUGUAUUUUGUAAAUAGUGUAAAUUGCUCAUUUUAUAUGUAUCUUAAAUUAUGUUGAUUAUUUUUAAACCUAAUGUUAUUAAAUGUUGACAACAAAGUCAUAA
This is a messenger RNA of Pectinophora gossypiella (pink bollworm), 2992 nucleotides long. Its product is annotated as thioredoxin domain-containing protein 11. The record is from RefSeq and is a predicted model, not a curated record. The transcript is spliced from 12 exons. The coding region runs from base 196 to 2883 and encodes 895 amino acids. NCBI's taxonomy places the organism in Eukaryota, Metazoa, Arthropoda, Insecta, Lepidoptera, Gelechiidae.